Molecule: messenger RNA, 1080 nt
Organism: Penicillium daleae
Lineage: Eukaryota; Fungi; Ascomycota; Eurotiomycetes; Eurotiales; Aspergillaceae
Product: NAD(P)-dependent alcohol dehydrogenase
Exons: 7
Coding region: 1-1080 (359 amino acids)
Biological process (GO): D-sorbitol catabolic process
Molecular function (GO): L-iditol 2-dehydrogenase (NAD+) activity
Source: RefSeq, a predicted model, not a curated record
AUGGGUGAAAUGAACCGUUCAUUCGUGUUGCGUGCGGUUAAGGAUGUGGCUAUUGAGGAUCGCGCGGCGCCAAAGCUCAAGGACCUUUGGGAUGUCAUUGUGCAAGUGGCGCAGACUGGUAUCUGCGGCAGUGAUGUCCACUACUGGCAGAAGGGUCGCAUCGGAGAUUUCAUCCUAAACUCACCCAUUGUCCUCGGCCACGAAAGCUCCGGUACUGUGAUCGAAACAGUACGUCCCAUCUUCACCAAUUUCAACCCCACCACAGCGCUAACAACAGACCAAGCUGCAACUACUGCCGCAGCGGCUCCUACAAUCUCUGCCCCGAUACCGUUUUCGCCGCGACACCCCCCUCACGACGGCACACUAUCCAAAUACUAUCUCACCCAAGCCGACUACUGCUAUCCACUACCCGCACACAUGAACCUUGAAGAAGGCGCGCUCGUGGAACCAGUCGCUGUCGCAGUCCAAAUCACCAAGGUCGGUGACGUGAAGCCCAACCAGACGGUUGUCGUCUUCGGCUGCGGACCGAUUGGAUUGCUCUGCCAGGCUGUUAGUAAGGCAUACGCGGCGAAGAAGGUGAUUGGGGUGGAUAUCAGUCAGUCUCGAGCGGAGUUUGCGCGAACGUUCGGCGCAGAUGACGUAUUCGUGCCUCCUGCGAGACCUGAGGGUGUGAAUGAUAGUGCUUGGAGUGAAGAGGUGGCGAGGAUAAUGAAGGAGAAGUUCGACCUGGGUGAGGGACCUGAUGUGGUUCUCGAAGCUACUGGGGCCCAGGCUUGUAUACAGACUGGUAUACAUUUGGUGCGAAAGGGUGGCACUUAUGUGCAGGCGGGUAUGGGUCGCGAAAAUGUCGAUUUCCCCAUCACGACUGUUUGUAUUAGGGAUAUUCAUGUUCGAGGAUCCAUUCGCUAUACAGCGGGAUGUUACCCAACUGCGGUUGACCUGAUCGCAAGUGGUAAGAUCGAUGUGAAGCGCUUGAUCACUAAUCGGUUCAAGUUCGAGCAAGCUGAAGAGGCCUUUGAUCUGGUUCGGCAAGGAAAGGAGAGUGUUAUCAAGGUUAUUAUCGAGGGUGUUUCUUCGUGA